Molecule: messenger RNA, 812 nt
Organism: Emiliania huxleyi CCMP1516
Lineage: Eukaryota; Haptophyta; Isochrysidales; Noelaerhabdaceae
Exons: 2
Coding region: 41-775 (244 amino acids)
Source: RefSeq, a predicted model, not a curated record
GAGACGGCCCGGGGGGCGGUGAGAGACCUCUCCCGCCGGCAUGGCGCACUAUAUCACCCGUAGAGGCCUCUUUAUAGUCGCCUUUUGGCACCUCCUCUCUCCACUUCCCUGCCCCGUCGCCCUCCUGAGCUCUCCCUCCUUCGCUCCAGCCAUGCACAGGACAGCUGGGCCAUUGGCCCGCGUGCCAGGCGUCCGGGACGGCCGGGUAUCGGCUCCGUACUUUGAGCCCUCUUGGGCCACCCUCGCGUCCACCGGCCGGCAGAGCACCGCUUGGGCGACUCAGACGGCCCGCCCGACCAGCGCGUUCGAUCGUGCCGCCCCCACAGCGUCAGUGGCGUGCGUGGGGUGGCAGGCGGCGUCAGCGCAGCCCCUCGUGGGGGUGCCCACCGCUCUCCUCUCACCGCUCCCCCCCGCCCGUGGCACCCCACACACUCGUCCCUCCUCAGGGGCGCAAGGCGGCACGGCACGUUCAGCGCUUGCCUCGGCCCACCUCGCCUUCACGCCCGCCACCGCGACCAAGGAGGUGGCCUCGGCGGCCCAGAUGAAGCCCGUGCGGCUCGUUUGGGAGCCGCAUGCCGUCCCUCUCUCGCCGGCGCUGCUCACCACGACCAAGCCUACGCCGAGGAACCCGUCGCGCCCGUCGCUCACGAGCUGGUGGCUCGCAUCGACCGAGCCGUCCAGCUUUCUCACGCCCUGCCCACGAUCAAAUUCGAGACGACCAACAUCCGACCACAAAAAAGGCCCGCGCGUGCUGCGCGGGCCGGCGAGCGACUAGCGAGCCAACCUGCUAGUAUGGUGUAAAGGCCAAGCGA